GAUGUGGCGCCCGGCACGCACAGGACAUAAGCGCUCUGCACCGCAGGAGAACCGCCUGGAAUGAUCAGGACUCUAGAACCGGAGCCCCCAGGAAACGCGUGUAUCCCCCCGGAGAACUGAAGAUGAGCUGAGCCCACCCUGCGUGCACAGUUAAAGGAAUGACAGCUGCUCAUAGAUCCCAUGUCUGGAGCUCUUUGUGAAUAGCUGAUGUCUACAAGGAACAAGACACAAUGACAACAGCUGGGCUUGCAUCUCAAGACGUUUCAUUGAAAAACAGCUUUAUGCACAGUGCACAGGGUUUAAUGUGCGGCAAAUCAUGUUGGGCAAAUCAUAACGAGUAUGAAAAUACAUUCUAUGGGAUGGAUUCUAUGCCCUAUGUUAUAAAAUCUUCCGCUCAACAGCAAACUUCCUCUAUUGGUCAACAUUCUAGGUCGGCCACCGUGAAUGGAAAUUGCUGCUCUGAAAACUGCAUGAAGAAAUCUAACUUUCUUCAUCUUGGAAUGCCUAUCAUAGAACAUUCUACAAACUGUGAAGAUGACCAAGUUGUUCCCUCCUUUAAGAAACUGUCAAUGAAUGGCGUGGUGGAAAGGACCCCUCCUUUAACGCCUGUCAAAAGUGGGCCACCACAAUUUUAUGCAAUUCCUCCUAGUGAUCGGAGCUCUAGGCCUUUACCACCUCUACCAAUUUCGGAAGAUCAUUCUUUAGAUGAGGCAGAUAGUGAAGUUGAAUUUAUUACAAGUUCCGAGACUGACUUGCUCAUACAAGAUGGAAGACCUUUGGCAUUUAAAUAUGGUGUUCCAAGCAGACGAAGCUUCAGGGGAUGUGGGCAGAUCAAUUAUGCCUAUUUUGAGUCGGUAUCUGCACCCAAAAAAGCAGAUGAAAUCCCAGCAUGUCAAGAGAAUGGAUGUGUACAAAACUUAAAACCUCAGAAACCUGAACAGUGUCACAGAAGACUAAGAAGGUCCCAUUCUGGGCCAGCUGGAUCAUAUAAUAAACCUACUAUUCGGAUACAUGCAAACAGGACUUCUCCUAAUUCAGAUGACGACAAACCUGAAGUUCCACCUAGGAUUCCAAUACCCCCUAGGCCAAUAAAGCCAGAUUACAGAAGGUGGUCAGCAGAAGUUUCCUCAAACACAUAUAGUGAUGAGGACCGACCUCCAAAGGUACCACCAAGGGAACCUUUGUCCAGGAGCAACUCUCGUACACCAAGCCCAAAGAGUCUGCCUUCAUACCUCAAUGGUGUAAUGCCCCCAACUCAGAGUUUUGCACCAGACCCAAAAUAUGUUAGCAGUAAAGCUCUUCAAAGACAAAACAGUGAAGGCUCUACCAAUAAGAUCCCUUGUAUUUUGCCUAUUAUAGAAAACGGAAAGAAGGCCAGUUCAACACAUUAUUAUCUUUUACCAGAGAAGCCCCCAUACCUUUAUCGAUAUGAAAAGUAUUUCACAGAAUCUAAAGACGCUUGCUCUGAAUCAUGGUCUAGUGACAGUAGCCUAUCUUCAGCUUCUACAAAGCCAGAUGCCAAGGCUAAAUUGGACAAUAGCCAUACCAAGCGUAAAAACUUUCAGGAUGUAGUUUCUCUGUAACGUAUGGAAUGAGUAGGUCAUUAGCAUACUGCGGGAUGUUACUUUAUGCCUAUAUGGCUAUAUGGCUGGUUCAGAGGUAGGACAAACUGAACUAAAGAAACAAAGACUAUGGUUACUUUCUCAGUUCUAAGUGAUCCUUUCCACUUGCCAUGAAGCAAAAACUGAACACCUAUGGAGUCUAUGAAUGAUCUCCUUAUUAAAAUGUGAGGUAUAAUUUAGUAAUUGUGUCAAUGUGAUGGGUGGGCGAGGCCUUAGUCACUGCUGAACAGUCCUGUACUGUAGACCAUAGUAAGAAAAGUUUGAGCAGUUACAUUUGAGAAGAUGACCUUGUGACUGUCUACUGCUGAUAUUGUAUGAAAAUUGACUGGUUUUAGGAAGAAUAGUGCAGUAUUUGUGUAUCCUACUUUUUACCUUCCUCAAAAGUUUGCCUCUUAACUUCUGGACUUAAACAUAGGCUGAAGCACAACAAGCUGCUAGCUGUGUGUUCUGUUAGAUUAGGACACCUUUUUCAUUUUAUUGAUUUCUAGAUAGUAAAAAAAAAAAAAGCACAAACAAAUGUAAUUUCUGAGAUGUUCUGAAUGAGAAAUCUUCCUAUUGACUUGUCAACCAAGCUAAAGGUAGUGGAGGCAACCAAUUUGAGAUGGGGUUGUCCAUACCAACCUCUAGUGGGACCAAAACCUAUGACGCCACUAAGGUCCACGGAGUGCCUUGUGUGUCUGUCACUGGUUUUCAUGGGCUAGAUUCUCAAGGCAAGUGAUUGACAAAAUGGCUGCCUCUACUAUGUAGAUGACUGGAACGAAUAACUUUCGUUCAUAUACUUGGAUUCAUUUUGUCAGAUUGUGCUUUGCCUUCCUCUUAUGUUCCAAAGAGUGAAAUGAAGAAAACCCAGUGUUCUUUGUAGUUCUAGUGAAGUGUUUUAUUCUAGAUUGCCAGUAAGUUCUUUCUGUUUGUUCUUUUUCACUUUUCUAAUUAUAUUAAUAGAUCUGAAGCACGAGCUGGCCUUGUGUUAAUGCUAUCUAUUCAGUAUUUUUUAUUUUUUUUCCUUGUGCGUUGAAUAAAUCUAUAACAAAUAUCAUAAUAGGUAGUACAUGGCACAAUCGCUCUGCAGGAAGUUAUGCACAAACUUACCGGGAGUGAGUGACAUGGCAUCAAACUUUUUGCCAAGGUCAAUAGAGGAGUCAGUGCGUGGUAGUAUGUACAGUCUGUGUGUACACAUGUAUGGAUUUUUUUUUUUUUUUUCCUGAUCCGAAGGACUCUUUGUUUCAGACAAGCAGAGAGCUAAAAAUUGUAUAAGCAUAUAAUUGAUAUGUUGUAGAGGACAGAAAACAAAUUUACCAUUGAGCAGGCCAAUGGCACUCUCUAACAAUGCUUUACAUUAGGUGUGUCAAACAGGGUGUCCAAUUGAGGUCCAAUGAACAAGUCUGGAAAACGGACUACUGUAUUUUGGUUCUGAUUUAUUACACUGGGCUAUAAUUUCAACAGCGCAGGCCCCUGGUAAUGGCUGGGUGAGCUACAAACUGUGACAAGUCAAAUGUGCCCAUUAUAGUUGUCACUUUUCAUCCCGCUCCAUCCCCCAGAUACACAGCAUUGAUUGGGAAUUAAGUUCUCCGAACCUGGGCAGAAAACUCAUCCAAGUUCCAAAAAUAUUCCUUACCAAACAGCAUUGGAGUGCUGAUUUGGCGCAGUGAAAAGGCAAUUGGGUUUUUCGGUUAUCUUCAACGGGCCCCUAAUGCUAUGUAUCAUAAUUCUUAAUUGACAGUCUUCCAAAGCUUAGCUAAAAAGUAUAUUUCAGUUAGAAGAACAUGACAUACAUCUCUUGGUUUGUUUGUUUUUUGUUUUUCCAGCACCUGAAAAUUUUAGUUUGGCCAAAAGUAAUGUUAAAGAGGUUCUCCAUGUUACAAGUUUCAGCAGCCCACUCCCUCCCUGGUCAACCUGUGGGGGGGGGAGUAUACUUACCUGCUUCCUGCCACUCAGUUGAAGCUCCUUCAGUUCUCUGCUCUUCGUUUCUUUGCUUUUCAGCUUCCACAGUGGACGGGGGUCACUUGUGCCGCUGCAGCCAAUGACUGCCAAUAGUGAGGACAUGCCUGCCCAAGUUGCAUGUGACCCAGAGUUAUGUCAUUUGGAAGACACAUCACUCCUGUGUCAAGUCGGCUGCAGUGGCAUUCGUGACCUUCAUUAACUCAAAGCUGACAAUCAGGGAAUCGGAGUGUUUCAAACCGAACGCCGGGGAGCAGGUACUUAAUCUUCCGUCUAUUAAUCCACUGAGGAAGGGGGCUGCUGAACAUUGUUCAGACAAAAUCUUCUCAUGCCAAGACAAACACAAGGGUAAGCAGAAAGACACAAGCCAAAAUGUUGCUGCCUGUGAAUAAUUUUUAUGGUGAAAUAAAACCUAGAAGUUAGCUGGAAGCUCUGACGCCUCACAUUUCCUCAAUUCUGCAUAUUGGUGGCCAAGUGGAAGACCACAUUGAGUUUAGCACGGAAGAUUACAACUGGUGCAUGGGACUGAAAUGCUUCACAAUGAAGUAGUGGUGUAUUUUGCUUCUAUUUAACAGAGCUGCAUUAAGAGGUGACCAUCAUGUGGUGACCACUAGUAGGCCCAUAUACUAGUCUAGACAUUCUAAGGCGGCCAGCGAAGUUUAGGUACCCUCAAGCUCUUCAUUUCUGAACUGGCUACCUAUGGUAUAGCCAACGUGUUCCAUUUAAGGGGAAUUUAGACCUAGGCCAAGAUGCCCAGCAGUAACUGACAUAUACCAGGAGUAUUAAUUCAGAAACCACAGUAGGACAGUGGAUUAUCUUCCCUCAGGCUACCAGAAGAUUUAUGUUUGUGCCUUUUUUUUUUUUUUUUUUUUUUUUUUUUAUUAUGUAAAGAUUCUUAACUCAUCUAUUUUAAAGGCUUCUUUUCCAUAAUUUUUAAAUGUUUAGCAAAAACUGAGAUGUGUUAGCAGUUUUCAAUGUCAAUCUUAUACAGGGAUAGGCAUGCUCCAAGUCUAAAAUGGUGCAACACCCUCUCCCAAGGGCAGAAGGAGUUGUGUCCCUAUGAGCGCUUUUUGAUAGACUUCCCUGUUUUUAGAAUGUUAAUAAAGGAAAGGAGGUGCUGCUGGGAAAAAAAAGAUACAACACUGUUGGGAAGGUUUAUAAAGGCUAGGGCGAGACUGAACAGUGGUGUUGCUCAUAGCAACCAAUUGGAUGACAACUGAUUUUGUCCACAAGGGACAAUGAAAGCGGUAACCUGAUUGGCUGCUGAGGGUAACACCCCCGACUUAGUUUUGCACUAGUGUUUAUAUCGGCCCCUGUAUCUGCCUCUUCAUAAUCCAGUGAUACACAUGCUGUUUACAGUUAGAAACUGAUGUAUAAUUAACUAUUUAAGUUACAUAUUAUUUUUUUUUUUAAUACAGACUAAAUGAAGGUAUAAAUAUUAGCAUAAAAUGCACUGAUAUUCCGGCAUAUGUACAGUAUUUGACAAAGAAUGAUUCUGUUCAUUUUGUUAUUUUUGGAUAAUACUGUGUGUUAUCAUGUCUUUGAAAUUAAUAAAGCUAUAAUAUACUUAUUUAUGA
Bufo gargarizans (Asiatic toad) is the source of this 5137-nucleotide messenger RNA. Its product is annotated as ERBB receptor feedback inhibitor 1-like. Lineage: Eukaryota; Metazoa; Chordata; Amphibia; Anura; Bufonidae. The record is from RefSeq and is a predicted model, not a curated record. Gene Ontology annotation, cellular component: extrinsic component of cytoplasmic side of plasma membrane. The transcript has 4 exons. Gene Ontology annotation, biological process: regulation of keratinocyte differentiation; negative regulation of epidermal growth factor receptor signaling pathway. Bases 231 to 1583 code for a protein of 450 amino acids.